GGCCGGGACAGGGGGCUCAUAGGUCAGGUACAUAUCCUUCCAGGAUGUUUCCUAGAGCCCAGCACCUACGCAUUUGACUACCAGGCCGUUUCUCGGGGGGUGGCGGGGUGGGCUACAUGCCCAGAGCCUGGGCCCUCCUGUCCCCAGGCCCAGUGUGUGGGUGCCCCACCCCCUAGGCUGGGCUGCCUGCCCCCUGCCCUCCCUCUGCAAAGGGGCCCCUGUAAUCACCCCUCAGUCAUUCUGAUCUGGGUGCUCUGGCUGCCUGCCCCACCACCCCCUUGUCUGGCCUCACUCUGACUGGCCGCGACCCCUGCACCUUCGUGACGAUAGGGCCCCUUGGCCCUGCUCUUGCUCCACGCUUUGGGUUUAGGGACGUGGGGAACAGUGCGGGGGUGGCGGGCCUGGGCUUUGCACUCGGUGUUCUGCAAGAACGCUGUGCCCCUGACCUUCGGGACUAAGAAAAGGUUAAGCUCCCUGUGUGGGAUGGAACAUUCUGCCCUCCACCUGGUGGCAGGAAAGCUAUUGGGGUAGGGCUCGGCCGGGGAGACACCUCAGGCCCCUGGCCACCGCCACUGGCAUGGGGCACUGGGAAGGGGUCCCAAAGAGGGGUGGAGCUGGGGCUCUCAGGACUCAGGAAGCAAGGUGCAGAGACAUCCCUGGGAGCUAGUGGGCCCAGCAAGCACCCCCAGCCCCUCCAUUUUCUGCCCGUCUCCCUUCCCGGGGUGAGACCCAGAUGCCCCCAUCUUUGGUGGGCAGGAUCUCAAGAGGGCCCUGCCCCUGCCCAGUCCACCUCCAAGCCCUCCUCCGGGCCCACCUCUUCUGCCAGUUCUGAGGAGGAAGGUGAAAGGGGCACACCCCUGGGGAGGGACACCUGCAGGUGGGCCCAUAAAGCGGGGAGUAUCUGAGUCAGCAGUGACAUGGCCACUUGCUUUCUCUCCGUCCCUACUGGGAUGGGGCCUUGCUGUGCCCUGUGGGUGGUGCUCACCCUGCUGAAAGGCCUGAAGGGCCAGACCCCAAACACCCCGCCAGGCAUUACCUCCGUGUUACAGAGCUUCCAAGAAGACCAGUUCCAGGGGGAAUGGUUUGUUGUCGGCUUAGCGGGCAGCACCCACAGGAAGACGGACAGGUUCCUGUUGAACCCAUUCAUUGCAACGUUCGAGCAAAAUGAAAACAGUCGCCUUGAAGUGUCAUAUGCCAUGACCCGGGGCCACCACUGCGUCACCUGGUCUUAUGUGCUGGUUCCGGCGGCGUGGCCUGGGAGAUUCUGGGUGGACAGCAGAGAGGAGCCCGAGGAGGUCCAGGUGUACGACACGGACUACAGCAAGUUCGCGCUGAUGCUCUUCCGAAGACAGUCAGGUGGCCAGAGUAUUCUCAGGGUCAACCUGCUAUGCAGGAUGUGGAUGAUCCAGACCCAGGUGCUGGACAAAUUUGUCUGCCUGGUCAGAGCUCUGGGCCUGUCGGAUAACAACAUCGUCUUCCCAGACCUGACAGGUAACGGGCCCCCAGGCCGUGGCAGGGGCCUGCACCCAGCACGGGGCCCGCCCAUGGGCCUCGAAAGCCCUAUGGGAGCCCGCAGGGGAACGUGGCCUGCAUGCAGGGUCUACCUGUGGGGUCCUGGCAACCCCAGAGGGUUCAGCCUGAGCCCAAAGGGUGGAUCCUCAUAACUCCUUGGUCUCUGCCCCCACCUGGUCCCCCCCGUCCCGGGCCACCUCCUGCCCCCACCCGGGUCCCCCCAUCCCGGGCCACCUCCUGCCCCCACCCGGGUCCCCCCGUCCCGGGCCACCUCCUGCCCCCACCCGGGUCCCCCCGUCCCGGGCCACCUCCUGCCCCCACCUGGGUUCCCCCCGUCCUGGGCCACCUCCUCUCAUUCCAGGAACAUUUCCCAUGUCUGGCUCUUUACACAUGUAUGACCACAUGUACGCAUGGCGGCGUCCAUAAACCAUGUGCACACAUGCGGACACGCAGCGCUCGUGCGGGCACACGCCCCCGCUUACACAGCCGUGCAUGCACAUGUGUGCCCCCAGGGAGAAGCAUUCACAAGCAUGAGCACAGGAGUGCUUGGCUGCGCAUGUGCACCGAGUCUGGGGGCCGGGUGGGGGCAGGGCAGCGCCCUGGAGAGCGUGUCCCUCAGUCCCUGGCUGGCCUCCCGGGCCCCAGCACCUUCCCCGCCCACUAUACCUCGCUGCAGGACCCCUUCUCCCUCCGUCCCCUACCCCUCUCCCCUCCCUGGAGCUCUCAUGCCUCUGGCCUCCUCCCCGGCUCUAUCCCCAUUCUCUGCUCCGGCCUCCAUCUGAGACUGUCUCCCCCAUCAGAUCGGUCACCCCAUCUGGGUACCUGCUGAAGAUGAACGCAGCUCCUCCCCAGCCAAGGCCUCUGCUCUAAGCAUGGAAUAAAUCCUGUGUCGGGAUCCAGGAGUAGGAGCCAUCAUGACCUUGGGGUGGUAGGGGAGGCACGAAGUGGGGGAGGACCCUCUGCACACACUCAUGCCCACCCCCAGCCCUCCAGGCCUGUGCUCACCCUCCGGCCUCCCGGGGUGUGUCUGUGAGUGUGUGUGGGGGUGUUUGCAGGUCCUUGUGGGUCCCAGGACAAGACCCCUCCCUCCUGCCCACUCAGCCCCCAGCUCCACCUCCCCACCCCCCAGAGCCCUGGAGCUGCCAUGGGGGUGCAGCUGGGGCCCCAGAACAGGAGCAGGCCUAGAUGCAGAUGCCCCAGCCUGGAGGGCAGGGUAGGGGGAGACAGGUUUGGCUUCCUGCCGUGUGGGGGGGUGGUGGGGGACAAGCUUCCGAGGCCUGACCCCCACUGGGUUUAGGGACUCUUCAGGUACGGAGAGCCACAACCUGGGAUCCCAGCCGUCUGCACACCUCCUUGUGCAGGGCAGCUGCCCUGCCCCAGACAGGACCCGUCUCCCCCCAUCCUGGCCCUCAGGGAUCUCCAAGCCCAGGGCCUGCCGGGAAGCUGGCCCCACCAGAGAUCAAAGAACAGCUAGAGAGACCUCUUGCUGUGUGCCAGAUUGCAUUUCUUUGGCCUGAGUGGACCCCCCCAAUCUGGGCCUGUCCCUCCCUCAGGGCCCUGGGCCCCCCAGUCUGGGCCUGUCCCUCCCUCGGGACCCUGGGCCCCCCCAAUCUGGGCCUGUUCCUCCCUCAGGGCAGGGUCAGCAGAAGGGGAUGAAAGCAGGUGGGCUGUCCAUGGCUCGGGGGAGCCAUUUGUCCCUCUGGCACUCACCUGGCCUGUCAGCUUCAGCCCUGGGUGGUGGGAGGGGCCCUUCCCCAAAGACUCCCCAUGGCCUGGGUCAUGCAUUCGUCACAGCCUUGCCCACCAAAGUCACACAAAGCCCUGUACUGUGACAGUGACAUCGAUGGGCCGCCUCAGGCUUCCCCUGGUCCUGGGAGCACAAAGCUGCAUCCCAGGAGAGCCUUCCAGGCCGCAGAUGGUGGUGAGCUGCAUCUACCCGGGGCCGCAGAGAUCUGGGGAUCUGGGGAUCAGGUAGCAAGCUGCCCUAGCGCCCUGGUGGAGAGGCUCCUUUGGCCCUUCUCCAGCCAUAGCCCUUCCCGCCGGUGUCCCUUGUCACGGCGCACCUUUGCUGGCCCCACGGGGCAGGUGCUCCACCUGAGCCCAGCUGCAUGCAGAGAGCUGACCAAGGAUGGCUGGGGCGGGCUGGGCCGGGGCCUCAGGCCCUGAGGGGAAGGAGCCAGGGCUGGGCGGAGAGGAACAGGCAGGGAAACUGAGCCCCCUGCACGUGACCCUAGCCUCCACUUCCACGAAAGGACAGAAGCUGCCUUGUUUACUAGUCUAAAGGGCAGGUCGUGAUUUUGAGCGACUCAGGACCUCCAGGAAUUCUCUCGGCCCUGCCUGGGGACCCGAGUCCCUGGGGUGUCCCCAUUCCUCAGUGACACGCAGGACUCAGGACCCUGGAGGAUGCCCGCGGCCACCCCCGGCCUUGUCCAGGCCCUGUCCCCCUCCUGAGGGGCUGGGGGUCCCAGCAGGCCCCGCGGCUGGACAUAGCUCUCUGCAGGGUCAGUGCCACUGCCCGGCUCAGCGUUGCCACGGCUGCCCACUGGCUGGCGGCCCAGGAUACCCCUUGCCGCCCCACCGGCCCCCCGCAGCUUCUCCCUGAGCCUGGUGAGAGCAGGUGUGCCGUCCGUCUGGACGUCCGUCCCCAUGUUCGGGCGGCACGGUUACUGGCCUGUCCCUAGGAAUGGUCAGUGCCGCAGGAACCUCCCCGUUCGGGCCUAGACAAGCAGAAACCCUAUAAAAUGGAGAAGCCUUGGACCCUGGAGCCCAGGGCACAAGUGGGUCCAGCUGAGCCUUGGACAUUCUCCAGCUGCCCCGGGUCCCCUGCCUCGUCGGGCCCCCGGGCAGGCGCUGGCACCUGAUGUCAGAAGACCACCUCCAAGGUCGUGCCCCGCUUGUGUCCCAACCGUCCUGGAGGCUCAGUCUGCCAUUCCUCUCACCCAGGCCCCCCCUGCAGGUCAGGGAGGGCCACAGCCCUGUGACAGGCAGAGUAGGCAUGGGUGAGGGCCACGGAUUGGUCCCCCCCCCGCCGAGGCAGGAUUCUAACGCAGUUCGUCGGGGCCGGGUGGACAUCCUUGAGUCCAGCCUGAGCCGUGGCUGUGGUGUUUGAGGGGACACCCUGUCCGGGACCUUGUAGGCCAGUAUCGCUCUGUUUGCAACCCAGCUGCUGUGGUGCUGAGGGCAGCAAGAUGGACAGGACAGGACUGUGUCUGGGUGGACUGAGACACCAGCCUGCUUCAGGGGAGCCCUCCCCAGCCUCUGGGGGUCCAUUCCAGGGAGAGUGGCCCCCUGGGAGGGACGGCCGGCAAGGCCAAGGGACCUUUGGGGCCCCAUGUCUGCACCUGAGUCGGCUGGGGGCUUGACCGUGUGUGGUGGGGACGAGCCAGGGCAGCAGGGGCAGGAGGGACAGCUGGAGAGCUCCAGGAUAGAGCAGCUCUGGGCUCAGGCCACCGUGGGACCAGCCUGGGCAAGGGAGAGGCCGGGCGCCCACGGGGCCACCAGAGGCGAGCUGGGUCCCUUUGUCUGACGACAGGUGCUCUUGCCCCACCUGUUGGACUAAUUUCCUUAUUACAUCAUUUUCUCUCUUAAUUAACUUGUAAAUAUUACUUUGCUGAGUUUUUAAAAACGUCUUUAAAGGGGUGCCUGGGUGGCUCAGUGGUUAAGCAUCUGCCUUCGGCUCAGGUCAUCGUCCUGGGGUCCCGGGAUCGAGCCCCGCAUCGGGCUCCCUGCUCGGCGGGAAGCCUGCUUCUCCCUCUCCCGCUCCCCCUGCUUCUCCCCCUCCCACUCCCCCUGCUUUUCCCUCUCCCACUCCCCCUGCUUCUCCUUCUCCCGCUCCCCCUGCUUGUGUUCCCUCUCUCGCUGUGUCUCUGUCACAUAAAUAAAUAAAAUCUUAAAAAAAAAAAAAAAAA
Messenger RNA from Mirounga angustirostris (Northern elephant seal), 5420 nucleotides. It is a transcript of the gene LCN12, whose product is annotated as lipocalin 12. Gene Ontology annotation, molecular function: small molecule binding. The record is from RefSeq and is a predicted model, not a curated record. The transcript has 5 exons. Lineage: Eukaryota; Metazoa; Chordata; Mammalia; Carnivora; Phocidae. The coding region runs from base 918 to 1664 and encodes 248 amino acids.